Messenger RNA from Papaver somniferum (opium poppy), 2347 nucleotides. RefSeq lists its product as uncharacterized. The transcript has 2 exons. Bases 245 to 823 code for a protein of 192 amino acids. Lineage: Eukaryota; Viridiplantae; Streptophyta; Magnoliopsida; Ranunculales; Papaveraceae. The record is from RefSeq and is a predicted model, not a curated record.
AGGGUAAGAUGAUUGUUAAAAUACUUCCAACGGAUAUUUUGAGCUCAAAUUUUUUUACAGCUUAAACAGGGUAAGAUGAUUAUUAUCUUCUCACGGUUGUUUCAAGUUUAUUGAUAAAGUAAUUGAUCGGGGAAAAGGAUUUCAACUCAUAAAGGGGUAUUCGUUAUUUGACAGUGCUUAUAGAUUCUAUUUGUCUUGGGUAUUUACUUAUGGUUCAUUGAUUCUUAAUGUGGGUUCAGUUUCAAUGGCUUACUACAAUAAAAAACUUAUUCAUGAGCAUAUUAAGUUCGAUUCAGAUUCAUUGUUUUGUGAUUCAGUUUUAUUAGUGUUGGCUAAACCGAGUAAAAUGCUUCUACUGGAUACUGUGUGUUUCAAAUGGAUAUUGUUUGUUUCUUCUUACCUUUGUUUCAACUUUACUUGUAGCGUAUUUGAUCGUGGACGAGCAACUGAACUUAUUGAAAGUGUUUAUGAGCUGGAUUUAGGAGUUGGGUACCAGUCAAAAUUCCAGUUUAUAUACUCGAUUGUGUGUAUAUUGGCUCACAAUGGUGAUAGUAGUGUUGGCGGUAAGCUACUUCAGAAAAUGCCAUAUCCAGAUAGUGUAAUUGAAAGUAUAGUGACACUACAGUUGACAGCAGUGGAGAGAUUUAGGAAGAUACAUAAUUUGUUUAAUCAAGUGCCUAAUAAAAUGCCUGCAGCUAUUCAAGAAGAAGAAAUAAAGAAAAAUCUCCGUUCUACCACAGAUGCUCUUCAUUCCUUGUAUUUUGUUCAGCACAAAACUUUUCACUGCCAGCAUUGGCUGUGUGUGGGGUAUGGAACAAUGUGAGGCUAUGUGACGCUGAGGAUAAUACAACUUGUACUCACUGCCAGAAAUGCUCCAGUUGUGUCAAAGUUAGUGGACUGCUUAAGAUGGAAGUACAAAGUGUAUUCUACGGGCCUGGAAAGUGCUUCAAAUAUGCAACUGUUGGUUGGAUACCUGAGGUGGAAAUUCAGGUUGAUUUCAACUGGGUUGUGGAGUGCAGCAAGUGAUGAUGUUUUCACAUGGGUUUUUACUGAGCUACUUGAACAAUCUAGCUACACAGUGGGUGGCAUGGAACGGUAUUCGGGAUGGGUAGUUGUUCGGAUUGCUACUCGUAAUGUGUUGAAUUUGAAGGAUCAAGACUGGAGAAAUCAAGCUCUCUUACGUGCUCACCCUUCAAAUGCAGUAAAGUUGCUGGUCCUUGUGAAUUGGCAAUUGGUUUUACCUAGUGGUUCUCUCUUAACUUUUGUACUGCUCUUGGUAGUUAAAAAAGGGGUUGCUGAUCUAAAUUAUCCAACUGCACAUAAGUUCAAUAUUGGCGCUAACAGAAGUACUCUUAGUACAACUUACCUUAUGGAAAUGAGCACAAUGGGGUCAGGUCCACUGGUUAAUAUUACGAGAAGAACCACAACCUUGGGCUACCAUUACCUUACCAGAAAAAAUGGUCAAUCGUUUGUUGAGCUGGGAAAGGAAGUCCUUAGCUUUGAAGAUAAAUGUUUACUCAUGGUAAAUCAAAUUCUGAAUGUGUUGGCAUGGAUUGAUUACUUGAGGUGGAAAUUCAAAUUGUUUCCAACCUUAUUAUGGAGUGUGCAAAGUCUGUUUGGGAUAUAUAACAUUCAGGUUGAAGACAAACUGGUUGAACACAAGUGGAGGCCAACCAAGCCCCAGCAGAAUCUCAAGUGGCAAUUACAGGUUGUAGGAUCUCAGCAUUGUCAACUAGCAAUGGAAAAAAGUAAACUCUCAUGCCUUAACUGAAGUGGUUAUAAAUGCCUUAACUAAAGUGGUUAUAAUUGUCUACCAAGCUGCACUUGCUACUGCAUUGGAAUUGUUCAUGGAAUACUCGAGUGUGUUGGUGCAUAUUUCAGUGGGAGUGAUGAGUAUCCAGGCUGGUAUUUUUGACCUGUGUACUUGGUGGCAUAGUGGCGGCUAGUCGGCGUGUUAGUGAGCAGAACGGAUACAUACAUUCUGGACGCUUCUGAAUGUUCCAUCUUUAAGUUACAGGCACUUAACAAGGUGGUUAAAGAUAAUCAGUUCAGACCCAAUUCCAUCCUUGAGAACAAGGAUGUUUUUCGAGGGGUCGGUAAUGUCAUCUACCCUCUAUGAGGGGAGAGUGCCCAUAUCCUGUUAGUGUUAGUAUCCAGUACAAGUUGUUGGUGGUAGUAUUUAACUUAGAAGUGGGUGUAUUUAUCAAUUGUAAUGAGUGGGUUAGAUGUAAACAUCUGGUGGCAUCUUAGCCGUUGGAUCUAAGAGUGAGGGGUCUAGCUUUAUAAGCUAAAGUCCUGUAAUAGUUAGGUUUUAUCGAAUUAUUAAUCAAUCAUAACAUUUUUUCUU